UUCCCUCAGCGGCAGCAGCGGCGGCAGCAGCCUCAGCAGCAGGAGUAGCAGCCGAGCAGCAGCAGCCGAGAGCGGCAGCCAGGACGCUGGAGUCAGUAGGAUUGUAGGAUCGGAGCCCAAGUGGGAGCAGGAGUGGAGCUGGCCUGGGAGAGGAGCCGAGCCCUCCCAGGACCCUCAGGCCACCUACUGCCUGCACUCCCACUGCCAGACCUCCAGAGGAGAGACCCGGGACACCCAGCCCCAGAUCCCCCAGCCUCAGGAUGGCGUCCUCCCUGCUUGAGGAGGAAGCUCACUAUGGCUCCAGUCCGCUGGCCAUGCUGACGGCGGCGUGCAGCAAAUUCGGCGGCUCCAGCCCUCUGCGGGACUCCACCACCCUGGGCAAAGCAGGCACCAAGAAACCGUACUCUGUGGGCAGCGACCUCUCGGCUCCGAAAACCAUGGGGGACGCCUACCCAGCUCCCUUUUCAAGCACCAAUGGGCUCCUCUCCCCUGCAGGCAGUCCUCCGGCACCCACCUCGGGCUAUGCCAACGACUACCCUCCCUUUUCUCACUCUUUCUCUGGGCCCACAGGCACCCAGGAUCCCGGGCUCCUAGUGCCCAAGGGACACACUUCCUCUGACUGCCUGCCUAGCGUCUACACCUCUCUGGACAUGGCGCACCCCUAUGGCUCCUGGUACAAGGCAGGCAUCCACGCAGGCAUCUCACCAGGCCCGGGCAAUGCUCCUACACCUUGGUGGGACAUGCACCCUGGGGGCAACUGGCUGGGAGGCGGGCAGGGCCAGGGUGAUGGGCUGCAGGGGACAUUGCCCACAGGCCCCACUCAGCCUCCGUUGAACCCCCAGCUACCCACCUACCCGGCCGACUUUGCCCCUCUUAAUCCAGCCCCCUACCCAGCUCCUCACCUUCUGCAACCCGGGCCUCAGCAUGUCUUACCCCAAGAUGUCUAUAAGUCCAAGGCCGUGGGCAAUAGCGGGCAGCUGGAGGGGAGCGGUGGAGCCAAAACCCCCCGUGGCACAGGCACAGGGGGCAGCGGCGGCUAUGGGGGCAGCGGAGCGGGGCGCUCCUCCUGCGACUGCCCUAACUGCCAGGAGAUAGAGCGCCUGGGGGCGGCGGCGGCCGGGCUGCGGAAGAAGCCCAUCCACAGCUGCCACAUCCCCGGCUGCGGCAAGGUGUACGGCAAGGCCUCGCACCUGAAGGCGCACUUGCGCUGGCACACGGGCGAGAGGCCCUUCGUCUGCAAUUGGCUCUUCUGUGGCAAGAGGUUCACGCGUUCGGACGAGCUGGAGCGCCACGUGCGCACCCACACCCGGGAGAAGAAGUUCACCUGCCUGCUCUGCUCCAAGCGCUUCACCCGCAGCGACCACCUGAGCAAGCACCAGCGCACCCACGGCGAGCCGGGCCCGGGCCCCCCGCCCGGCGGCUCCAAGGAGCUGGGGGAGGGCCGUGGCGUGGGGGAAGAGGAGGCCAACCAGACACCCCGGCCUCCAGCCUCUCCGGCACCCCCAGAGAAAGCCCCCGAGGGCAGCCCGGAGCAGAGCAACCUGCUGGAGAUCUGAGCGGGGUGGAGGGUCUCCAGCCCGGGGCUGCUCGCCAGCCUCUCCUGGCCCCGUGGCCCACUGCUUGGCCCUCGCUCCUUUGCUCCAUGCAUGCUGCCCUUUGGGGUGCUCUCCAUCUCUCCCCAGCUAUGCUGAGCCUGGGUAUCGCCCUGCAUGCCUCCUCAGCUCCCCGCUUCCCCUUGCCAUAAGCC
Messenger RNA from Pipistrellus kuhlii (Kuhl's pipistrelle), 1747 nucleotides. It is a transcript of the gene SP7, whose product is annotated as Sp7 transcription factor. The record is from RefSeq and is a predicted model, not a curated record. The transcript has 3 exons. Gene Ontology annotation, biological process: regulation of transcription by RNA polymerase II. Gene Ontology annotation, molecular function: DNA-binding transcription factor activity, RNA polymerase II-specific; RNA polymerase II cis-regulatory region sequence-specific DNA binding. The coding region runs from base 261 to 1556 and encodes 431 amino acids. NCBI's taxonomy places the organism in Eukaryota, Metazoa, Chordata, Mammalia, Chiroptera, Vespertilionidae.